AUGAGUUAUAUUAAGGAGAAUAUGACUGAUCAAGUAUCGGAAGGGAGUAGUAAUCCAGUGGACCUCACCGAGCAUCCUUCAGGGAUUGUUCCCACUCUUCAAAACGUCGUCUCAACAGUUAACUUGGACUGCAAGCUAGAUCUUAAAGCCAUAGCUUUGCAGGCUCGGAAUGCCGAAUAUAAUCCCAAGCGUUUUGCUGCUGUGAUCAUGAGAAUAAGAGAACCAAAGACCACAGCAUUAAUUUUUGGCCCUGGAAGAAUGGUCUGUACUGGAGCCAAGAGUGAAGAGUCUUCAAAGACGGCUGCAAGAAAGUAUGCUCGCGUUGUUCAGAAGCUAGGGUUUCCUGCAAAGUUCAAGGAUUUAAAGAUUCAGAAUAUCGUAGGUUCUUGUGAUGUCAAGUUCCCUAUAAGACUUGAAGGUCUUGCAUAUGCUCACUACGCUUUCUCAAGUUACGAUCCUGAGAUGUUUCCAGGGUUGAUUUACAAGAUGAAAUCGCCUAUGAUUGUUCUACUAAUAUUUGUGUCUGGCAAGAUCGUCAUCACUGGAGCAAAGAGGAGAGAGGACACAUACAAAGCAUUUGAGAAUAUAUACCCGGUCCUCACAGGUUUCAAGAAGAUCAGGAUCAGAGUCGCGGGUUUGUUCCUUGCCUCUUGGAGUUGCUGA
Molecule: messenger RNA, 663 nt
Organism: Thlaspi arvense
Lineage: Eukaryota; Viridiplantae; Streptophyta; Magnoliopsida; Brassicales; Brassicaceae
Source: the annotation of a GenBank genome assembly